Messenger RNA from Staurois parvus, 726 nucleotides. The record is from the annotation of a GenBank genome assembly. Lineage: Eukaryota; Metazoa; Chordata; Amphibia; Anura; Ranidae.
AUGGGGAAGUAUGCAGUUCUUUAUGCUCUAGCAAAGCUUAAUGGGCACCAAGGUUACAUUUUGCCAAAGAUGCAUAGUGAGCUAGGAAGAAUAUUUAAAAUGAAAUUGCCUGUUCUUCAUCAGGAAGUUGCUGACCAGAUUAAAUGGAGAAUAUAUAAGCUGAAUGAUUGGAUGUCCCCGGAAUAUACCAACAUCUCUGGACAAUAUGUUAAAUUGUUUGGUGCUCCAUGUUCGUGGACCUUCUAUCAUCACAUAAGAGAAGAGAUUCUACAAGAAUUCACUUUCCAAGACUAUGUUAAGGAAAUGGCAAAUUCAUACCUUGCAAACCUGAAAGGGAAUAGAAAAAAUGUGACCUUUAUCGGAGUUCAUGUUCGCAGAGGGGACUAUAUAAGGGUCAUGGCUGAAGAACGGAAAGGUGUGGUAGCUGAUAAAAACUAUAUACAAAAAGCUAUGGACUAUUUCAGAAUGAAGUAUGAUAGCCCUCUCUUUGUGGUUACCAGUAAUGAGAUGAAUUGGUGUAUACAGAACGUUAAUAACUCUCUGGGAGAUGUACAUUUUGCUGGAGAUGGUAAGGUACAUUCUCCAGCCCAUGAUUUUGCCCUCCUGGCACAUUGUAACCAUACCAUUAUGACCAUAGGGACAUUUGGCUAUUGGGCUGCCUACUUGGUUGGUGGUGAAACCAUCUACCCUUACAAACUUCACUUUGCCAGAUUCUCCUUUUCUUAA